AUGCCACAUGUUCCCUCUUCGUUUUCAAGAUGGACGACAACUGGACAGAAGCUGGUGGCGGGAGAGGUCACACUAAAAGUGAAUCUAGCGACCGAGCAAUGCAAGAAAACGGGAUCGAUAGUGACAUCGACUUCAGUGAUGAAGAGGACUUCGUAGAUGACAUUACAGAUGAAGAACUUCUGGGUGACCUUUUAGCCAAAAAGCCAAAAGAAACAGAUGGCAUUGACUCAGUCAUCGUAGUUGACAAUAUACCUUCUGUUGGGGUUGAGAGAUUGGAAAAACUACAAAAUGUCAUUCGUAAAAUCUUUUCCAAAUUUGGAAAGAUUGUUAAUGAACAUUACCCAAAAGGAGAGGAUGGCUCCACAAAAGGGUACAUCUUCCUGGAGUAUAGCUCCCCCAACAAUGCUGCAGAAGCUGUAAAGAUGACCAAUGGCUACAAGCUGGACAGACAGCAUACAUUUGCAGUAAAUCUUUUCUCAGAUUUUGAAAAAUAUUCGGAUGUUGAAGAUGACUGGGAACCACCAGAAGCCCAACCAUUCAAAGACCCUGGUAACUUGCACAGCUGGCUAACCCAGGAGGAUUGCCUUGACCAGUAUUCUGUCAUUUAUGAUGGUGGGGAGAGAACUGCUAUCUUACUCAAUAACCCAACUGAACCUUCACUCCUGGAGGAGAGGGCGCGCUGGACAGAGACAUAUGUGCGCUGGUCCCCCAAGGGAACCUACCUAGCAACCUUCCAUGGUAAAGGUAUAGCUUUAUGGGGAGGGGAGAAAUUCAAGCAGAUCAUGAGAUACAGCCACACUGGGGUACAACUCAUAGACUUCUCUCCCUGUGAAAGGUAUGUGGUAACAUUUAGCCCCCUACCAGACAAUAAGGAAGAGCCCCAGGCCAUCAUUAUCUGGGACAUCAGGACAGGAAAGAAGAAACGAGGCUUCCACUGUGAAAAUGCUUCAGUCUGGCCCAUAUUCAAGUGGAGCUCAAGUGGAGAAUAUUUCUGUAGGAGUGGACCUGACUCACUCAGCAUCUAUGAAACACCAUCUUUCGGUCUUCUAGACAAGAAAAGCAUGAAGAUCUCUAAUAUCAAAGAUUUUUCAUGGAGUCCUAGCGACAAUAUCUUGAGUUAUUGGGUGCCUGAGGAUGGCAAUAUCCCAGCUAGAGUGACGCUGAUUGAGAUACCAUCCAGGCGUGACCUCAGCACCAAGAAUCUGUUCAACGUCGCAGAUUGUAAGAUGCAUUGGCAGAAAAAUGGUGACUAUCUCGGGGUGAAGGUUGAUCGUUACACAAAGAUUCGUAGAGAGAAGGAUAGUAAUAAAUAUAGCGGUCUCUACCACAAUUUUGAACUGUUCCGCAUUAGAGAGAAACAGAUCCCAGUAGAUAAGCUAGAGAUCAAAGAACCCAUUAGUGCUUUUGCCUGGGAGCCAAAUGGUCACAGGUUUGCAUUCUUACAUGGAGAGAACCCACGUAUCUCCUUGAGUGUGUAUGUCAUGGAGCCCAAGGGCAAAGUGGUCCUUGUGAAGACCCUGGAGAAGAAGACUGCUAACCAUUUAUUCUGGUCACCACAGGGACAGUUCUUAGUCAUGGCAGGUCUACGCAGUAUGAAUGGGGUCCUUGAGUUCAUAGACACUACUGAUAUGACAGUUAUGGCCCAGACUGAGCACUUCAUGGCCACAGAUGUGGAGUGGGACCCCACAGGACGUUACGUCUCAUCUGCCGUCAGCUGGUGGGGCCACAAGGUGGACAAUGCCUACUGGAUUUGGAGCUUCCAGGGCAAGCUGCUCCAGAAACACCCCAUGGACCGCUUCUGCCAGUUGCUAUGGAGACCUAAGCCUGCUUCUCUUCUUACAACAGAUAUGAUCAAGGAAAUCAAGCGCAACAUGAAGAAGUACAGUGCUCAGUUUGAAUUGAAAGAUCGUAUGAGUCAGUCGAAGGCUUCCAAGGAGCUCAUAGAGAAGCGCAGAGAGUUGAUAGCCUCUUUUGAAGCUUACCGUAGCAAAUGUGAGCAGAUGUUUGCAGAGACCUUGGAUUGGAGAAUGGAUGCUCGAGCUGGGAUGGGAGAGGAUGAGGAUGAAGACGACCUUGCAGACGAAACCAUCGAAUUUCUCGUCAAAGUUGAAGAAACAGUCAUUGACGAGUAGUCCGAUCACAACUUGGCGAUAUAGACCACAAUCUUUGGGACUGUGGCAAUUCAACAAGGCGAAUUUAGAAGAGGCGUCGAUCUUGAAGAGAUCACUGGGAUUUGGAUUGCAAUCCAAUUCCCUAGAAACCAUCUUGAAAACUUUUGACGUUUGGAAAACCAUACAUAGGCUUCGGCCUAAGAAACUGACUUUGUAUAUCUUUCUUGUUGUUAUAUAAUUGUAUACUGGUUGUGGUGUAUUGUCAUUUUAUUAUUAUUUCUUAUCAACAGUAACAUUUAAGCUGAUUAACUCAUCAUAAUAAUCGAAUCAGUGAUAUUCAUAAACUGUAUAAACAUUGUUUCCUGAAAUGGAAACUGAAAGUCAAAUCCAAUAUUUAACUGCUUACCAUAAUGGUAUUAUGACUCCACCGCGCAAGAGUUUAAACCUUGCAAGCCUUUAUGGAUCUUCAUACACAGGUCAGUUCCCUAUACCAUAUCGGUUACCUCCUUUAAUACUUAUUAAUAUUGUUAAUGUAUAUGCUAUUCUUUGUGUUUUAAUGCUUUCUUAUACUCAAAAUAAAAUAAUGAGAAAAUUGCCAAAGUUGAAUGAAUUCAAAAUUAUUAAUUAUGAUAUAACGAAGUUUAUAGUGAUAUUUUGUAUAAUUUUAGAGCAUAGAUUUAGGAAUAAAUUGAAUCUUAUCAGACAAAUCUGGUGUUACUGUAUUGAAUAUGGUGAAACUUUAUAUGAAAUAAUUUAAUUUAAUUAUGACAUCAUUCUCACAUUUUCAAGGGAGAA
Owenia fusiformis is the source of this 2906-nucleotide messenger RNA. The record is from the annotation of a GenBank genome assembly. NCBI's taxonomy places the organism in Eukaryota, Metazoa, Annelida, Polychaeta, Sabellida, Oweniidae.